Molecule: messenger RNA, 1862 nt
Organism: Hordeum vulgare subsp. vulgare (domesticated barley)
Lineage: Eukaryota; Viridiplantae; Streptophyta; Magnoliopsida; Poales; Poaceae
Product: dof zinc finger protein DOF5.1-like
Exons: 2
Coding region: 450-1487 (345 amino acids)
Biological process (GO): regulation of DNA-templated transcription
Molecular function (GO): DNA binding; DNA-binding transcription factor activity
Source: RefSeq, a predicted model, not a curated record
GGGACCUUCAAUUCACUCUCAUCGGUCUCACACAGUACACAUCAUCUCCUCCCCUCCCCCUCCAUUGCUGUGCAGGAUGUUUCCUUAGCAUGGCAUCUCUCCUCUGGCACUAAGCUAGCUUGCUCCUACUGUUAGGGUUUGGCCAAUCACCUUUAGUUGCCACCCCCUCUCAUGACCCAUGACAUCCAUCCCCACUAGCUAUAGCUGAGCUUGGUGUCACUCUCUCUUUAGAUCUCUGUCUGGUUUGCAGAGUUUCCGGGUACUGGCUCAUUCUCCCUUAGCUGCUAAGAAAGGCCACAUAAAUUAUAAAGGGAGAGCACUUGCAAGGGGAGCAAAAGGUGUGGUUUGGUUUUGCCCCUCCUCUCUUCUUCUUUCACUCGUCUUCUCAGCUUCAAACUCUCUCACAAAGUAGAGAGGAACAAGGGGAUAACUCCUCAUCACAUCUCACCAUGGUUUUCUCCUCCUUCCCGAUCUUCCUCGACCCUCCAAGUUGGAACCAGAUGCAGCAGCAGCAGCCUCUUCAGUGUUUCAUGGGAGGAGGUGGCGGCAGCGAACACCAGCACCACCAGCUGAUCCCUCCGUCGUCCGGCCAGCUGGCGCCGCUGCCGGACGUGCCCGGCAACACUGCGGCAAGCGCGCCAGCGGUAGCCGGAUCAGCUUCGGCCUCGCUGCAGCUGGUUGUGUCGGGACAGCAGGGUAACCCGGGUGAGCAGCCACCGCGUCCGUCAGUGUCGAUGACGGAGCGCGCCCGGAUGGCCCGCGUGCCGCUGCCGGAGCCCGGCACGCUCCGGUGCCCGCGCUGCGACUCGGCCAACACCAAGUUUUGCUACUUCAAUAACUACUCGCUCUCGCAGCCGCGCCACUUCUGCAAGGCGUGCCGCCGCUACUGGACGCGGGGCGGCGCGCUCCGCAACGUCCCCGUCGGCGGCGGUUGCCGCCGCAACACCAAGCGCUCCAGCAAGAAGUCAUCGCGCCAGGGCCAGGGCCAGGGCGGUGGCGGUGCCGUCACAGCCGCCACGUCGUCCUCUUCCACCACCUCCACCUCGACCACCACGAGCGCCGCCGCGGCGACCGCGGCCGACGUCAUCGCCAGCAUGCAGGCGCUGCCGCACCACCUAGGCGGCCUCCCCGCGGCAGCUGCACUGGAGGCGUCUCUGGAGGGGUACCACAGCCACAGCCAUCACCAACACCACAACCUGCCGUUCCUGCCGCCGCAGUUCCUGCAGCAAGGGCUGCACGGGUACCACUUCGCCGACGGCGACAUCGGCUCACAGCUGGCCGACGGGUUCCCGAGAGGCGUUGCAUCGGGGCUGCUCGCGCAGCUGGCGUCGAUCAAGAUGGAGGAGCACGGCGCGGGCGCCGGCGGCGCUGGAGGCGGCUUUGUCGGAGCGCACGAGCAGUACUGGCCCGGGAGCGGUGGCGGUGGCGGGUGGCCGACGGAGUUCUUGUCCGGCUUCAGCUCUUCCUCGUCGGGGAAUGUGAUGUGAUCGUCAGGGAAUGAGAGCUGUGACCGUAGGGGAUGCAUUGGGUUAUGCAUGCAUGAAGGUGUGGAUGUCACUGAUGAAUUACGUCUCCCCGCCUUAGUUUUAAUUUAGGGUUAUGUUGUAUGGUCUCGCGCGCGUUCUUCAAUUAGGGUGGUGAUGUUGGUUUUAACAUGCAUGCUUUUUCUUCAUAUUUUAAUCUUGGGCUAUAAUUAGUUAAAUGGUGUGUGUUCCUGCCUACUUGUUAGAUCGGUGUAGUAGGGAGAUUACUGUGUUCAAGUGUUGUAAACUUCAUGCAAGGAGGGUGAUAUGAGAUGUACUGUGUUAAGUUACUUAACAAUACUAUGUUUAAUUAUAUGAGGAACUUGCUUGGUAUGAAAA